AUGACAGACAAGGCUGCCAGAGCAAGCAUGACAAGUCAAAUUGAUGAGAACAGAAAAUUGUUAGUGCUUUUAAUAGAUGGAUUUCGGUGGGAUUACUUUGAUAUACCUGGCUUACAACUUCCAGGAUUUUCUCGGCUGUUUGAACAAGGAGUAAAGGCAGAUUACAUGAUUCCUGAUUUUCCAACUUUGUCUUUUCCAAAUUUUUCUUCUUUAAUGACAGGAUUACACGCAGAAGAUCAUGGAUUUGUUGGUAAUUUUAUGUACCAUGAAGAAAAACAGAGCAGUUUUGAAUACAAGAUGGUAAAUUUAGAAUCAAACCAAUCACAUUGGUUUGAGGGUGCUGAACCUUUGUGGAUAUCUGCAGUUAAACAAGGAAAAAAAUCAUACAUGUUUGAAUGGCCUGGGUGUCAUGUCCCUGUAUAUAACAUGACUUCUACGUUUUGUGAUAAAAUGAAUGAAUGGCCGAUGGUUGAACGGACGGUACAAAAUUUAAAGAAAGCUGUUGACUUGUUAAAAGCAGACAAAAUUGAUUUUGCCGGAGUAUAUUUGAAUGCUGUUGACAGAUGGGGGCAUAGUUAUGGUCCAAACUCUAAAGAAGUUUUUGACAUAUUGAAACAAACUGAUAAUGCUAUACACGAAAUAUUGUCAAUGCUUAAAACGUAUGACUUAGCAGAGAAUACCAACUUAGUUAUAUUUUCUGACCAUGGAAUGACAGAGAUUUCGGAAUCUCGAACAAUUGAUAUAUCAGAACAUAUUGGUAGUAUGGAUGUCACAGCUGUUAUGGAUAAAGGUGCGGUUUGUAGCAUAUGGCCAAGAGAAGGAAAACUAGAUAAGGUUUAUACAGGUCUAACGGAAAUGGGAAAUAGUCAUAUGAGAGUGUUCAAGAAAGAUACUAUACCAGACCGCUGGCGAUAUAGGAAUAACAAAAUGAUAGCUCCAAUAAUCGUUGUGGCUGAUCUUGGAUGGUACAUUUUAACACCUGAUGGACCAUCAAUAGACAAAUACAUGAAUGGACCAGCAAAGGGGCACCAUGGAUACGACAAUGCAGAGGAAGACAUGCGCGGAAUAUUUCUGGCGAUGGGUCCAGAUUUUAAGAAGAAUUACAAGACUGGACCUGUCCGGGCAGUAGAUAUUUAUCAAGUAAUGUGCAAAGCACUGAAAAUACAACCUCUUCCACAUAAGGGUGACUGGUCAAGGGUUAAAGAUAUAUUCAAAUGAUCAUAAAAAGUUCAAUUAACA
Mytilus californianus (California mussel) is the source of this 1239-nucleotide messenger RNA. Its product is annotated as glycerophosphocholine cholinephosphodiesterase ENPP6-like. The transcript has 7 exons. The coding region runs from base 1 to 1218 and encodes 405 amino acids. The record is from RefSeq and is a predicted model, not a curated record. Lineage: Eukaryota; Metazoa; Mollusca; Bivalvia; Mytilida; Mytilidae.